Molecule: messenger RNA, 474 nt
Organism: Aspergillus calidoustus
Lineage: Eukaryota; Fungi; Ascomycota; Eurotiomycetes; Eurotiales; Aspergillaceae
Source: the annotation of a GenBank genome assembly
AUGUCUAACCGCGAUUACUACGGCGACAAUGUCGGUGCGGGCCUAGCCCGGAACACCACCUCUACCCAUCUUGCGAUGAACUCCAGCACUAAACCAGGUUCGGAGCAAAAGGUCGAACAAUACCAACAGCCACAAAGACAAUGGGGAGACGAAUAUCGCUCAGACGUCUGCGAGCCCAACUCUAAUCUCAACACUCUACCUGAAGCCGAGGGCGAGGGAGAAAGAGGCCUAGGUUCCACCGGUGGCGCAUUCAUCGGCCACAGAGUAGGCAAGAAGUCAGACCACGGGACUCUCGGAGCGAUUGGCGGCGCUGUGGCUGGUGCCAUCGUGGCGAAUCUUGCAAGCAAUAUGGUCAAGGGGGAUACUAAACAUGGACAAGGCCAGGGACACGGGCACGGUGGACAUGGGCUCUUGGGGUCUCUGCGAGAUCGUCGGAUUGACAGGUUAGAGCGUCGGUUGGAUAGACGAAGGUAG